AUGCCUCUUGAUUCUACCAUCCGUAAGGUUUCUGGGCUGGUUUCGUGGAUACAGAUGAGUGUGGUGGGGUUUGACAUUGGUAACGAGAACUGUGUCAUUGCUGUAGUUAGGCAACGUGGGAUUGAUGUUUUGUUGAAUUAUGAAUCAAAACGCGAAACCCCAGCUGUUGUCUGCUUCAGCGAGAAGCAGCGGCUUUUGGGUUCUGCUGGUGCUGCUUCUGCUAUGAUGCACAUCAAGUCCACAAUAUCUCAAAUAAAGAGACUGAUAGGAAGGAAAUUCGCAGAUCCUGAUGUGGAUAAAGAGCUGAAAAUGCUCCCUCUUGAAACUUCUGAGGGUCCAGAUGGAGGCAUUUUAAUUCACUUGAAGUACUUGGGGGAGAUCCAUGUAUUUACACCAGUUCAAAUAUUGUCCAUGGUGUUUGCUCAUUUGAAGACUAUGACCGAAAAAGAUUUGGAGAUGCCCAUUUCGGAUUGUGUUAUUGGGAUCCCAUCAUACUUCACGGACUUGCAGAGACGGGCAUAUCUUGAUGCAGCGAAAAUUGCUGGGUUGAAGCCUCUUAGAUUUAUCCAUGAUUGUACUGCAACUGCCCUUAGUUAUGGAAUGUAUAAAACAGAUUUUAGCAGUACAGGUCCUGUUUAUGUUGCAUUUAUUGACAUUGGUCACUGUGAUACUCAGGUCUCUAUUGCAUCAUUUGAGUUUGGGAAAAUGAAGAUACUUUCACACGCAUCUGACAGGAGCUUAGGGGGGAGGGACUUUGAUGAGGUUCUUUUUAGUCAUUUUGCAGCAAAAUUCAAGGAGGAGUACAAUAUUGAUGUGUAUUCUAAUACCAAGGCAUGCUUUAGGCUACGUGCAGCAUGUGAGAAAUUGAAGAAAGUUUUGAGUGCAAAUCUGGAGGCGCCUCUAAAUAUCGAGUGCUUGAUGGAUGAGAAAGAUGUUAAGGGCUUUAUCUCAAGGGAAGAAUUUGAGAAUCUGGCAUCAGGAUUAUUAGAGAGACUUUCUAUUCCUUGCCACAGAGCAUUAACUGAUGCAAAGUUGACAGUGGAGAAGAUUUCUUCUGUAGAGCUAGUCGGUUCUGGUUCUAGGAUUCCAGCUAUAAGUACAUUACUAAUUUCUUUAUUCAAGAGAGAACCCAGUAGGCAGCUGAAUGCAAGUGAGUGUGUAGCUCGUGGUUGUGCUCUACAGUGUGCAAUGCUCAGUCCCGUUUAUCGUGUGAGAGAAUAUGAGGUUGAGGAUGUUAUUCCCUUUUCAGUUGGACUUUCAUCAGAUGAAGGUCCAAUUGCUGUGAGAUCAAAUGGUGUACUUUUCCCAAGAGGCCAACCUUUUCCAAGUGUCAAAGUUAUAACCUUUCAGCGAAGUAAUUUGUUUCAUUUGGAAGCUUUCUAUGUUAAUCCAGAUGAACUACCACCUGGGACAUCUCCUAAAAUUAGUUGUGUUACGAUUGGCCCUUUCCAUGUAUCCCAUGGUAGUAAGAGCAGAGUUAAAAUUAGAGUUUCACUUGAUAUACAUGGAAUUGUCAGUAUUGAAUCAGCUACAAUGAUCAAGGAUGACAUGGAUGAUUCAGUUAUGGUGGGUGAAUAUAAUUCAAAUUCUGGUUCAAUGGAUAUUGAUCCCAUUCCUGAGACAGUUGCCAAUGGGUUUAAUGAUAUUACCAAUAAGAAGUUCGAAUCUCCAUGUAGUUCUGCUGAUGGUACAAGGAAAAAUAAGGCUAACAGAAGGCUUGAUGUUCCUGUGAAUGAGAAUAUCUAUGGUGGAAUGACAAAGGCAGAAAUCUCAGAAGCUCGUGACAAAGAACUCCAGUUGGCCCAACAGGACAGAAUUAUAGAGCAAACCAAAGAAAAGAAGAAUAGCUUGGAGUCAUAUGUAUAUGAUAUGAGGAAUAAGCUCUUCCACACAUAUAGAAGCUUUGCGAGUGAACAAGAGAGGGAUGACAUAUCUAGGAGUCUUCAAGAGACUGAGGAAUGGCUUUAUGAGGAUGGUGUCGAUGAGACUGAGCAUGCUUAUUCUUCAAAACUGGAAGAUCUGAAAAAGCUGGUAGAUCCAAUUGAGAAUCGGUUCAAAGAUGAAAAAGAAAGAGUGCAAGCCAAAGAUGAUUUAUCAAAGUGCAUCUUAAAGCAUCGUGGGUCUGCAGAUUCCCUUCCACCCCAGGAUAAAGAACUGAUCAUCAAUGAGUGCAAUAAAGCAGAGCAGUGGUUGAAAGAGAAGACCCAGCAACAAGAAUCCUUUCCCAAGAAUACUGACCCAAUAUUAUGGUCAAGUGAUAUUAAGGGCAAGAUAGAGGAGUUGAACUUAACAUGCCAACACAUAUCGGGAUCCAAGGCUUCUCCAUCUCCAGAAGACGAAGACAUGCCAGAUACUUCCAAUGAUUCAUGA
This is a messenger RNA of Sphenostylis stenocarpa, 2370 nucleotides long. The record is from the annotation of a GenBank genome assembly. Lineage: Eukaryota; Viridiplantae; Streptophyta; Magnoliopsida; Fabales; Fabaceae.